ACAAUUGAAAAAACAAUUUUAUCUGUAUGUAUAUAAAAUAUAGCAGAAUAAACUAGGCAAUGAGUAGUAACAAACAUUAAGGAAUACUCGUACCAUGAUUCCAAAAUUCCAAAUAUAUUCUUCUCCCUCUUUUGAUCCCAUCAAUUUUGACACCCAAAAUACACUUACCUCAUCAGUCUCUCUAUGCAUACAUUAAUAAUAUAUAUAUAUACACUCGCUCACUGCAAGCACCAAAAUUAGGAGUGAGAUGGAAACAUGGGAAUUGGUAGGCUAUGGAUAUUGAUUAAUGAUUAAAUGCACUUAUUUGCAUCUUAAAAAUUGGGUAUAAAGAGGGUGCUUAAUAUGCAUUAUCAUCAUCAACAGCAUCGAGCGGCUACCAACUCUCUUCUCUUUCUUUAACUCUCAUUAUCUUCCUUCCUUUUUCUUCUUCUUCUUCUUCUUUUUGUGCUGUUCUUGUUUGUUAUCAAAGAGUGGCUCCUGGGUUUAAAGAAAGAUCAAAUCUUUCAUAGACAGGCCACCGAGAAAUUCUUCAUCAAACAAAAGAAGAAGAAGAAGCAGCAGAAGAAGAAGGUGUUUGUUGAUGUUAAUGCAGUAUAAUCAAUUAGACAUCACUGACAAGAGUAUGAUUAUGGAUUUUGGGAAAUCUUGCAUCUUUCUCAUCAAGAGUAACUCCUCUCUCGGUGCUUUUUCUUAUUCUACUUCUUCUUAUUGUUUUGCUUCAUCUGGGUUUUGUGAUUACUGUUGUGCUGCAAAAUCAUCAUCUUCAUUUUCACACUCCUUGUCUUUUGGAAGUGAAUUUCCAGAGCCCAAGUUUAUGGAAUCUAGCAUCAAGCUUUCUACUUCCAAAAUCGCUACUGCUCCUUUUGUUUUACUUUAAUACCUCUCUCUCUCUCUCUCUCUUCACUUGUAUGGUAUUGUCAGACUCUUAUCUGACAUUAUUUGGUUGAAGCUCUAAGCAAUUCCCUUCUCUUCUACUGUCUGUCUGCCUCUCUCUCUCUUUCUCUCUCUCUUUCUGUGUGUGUGUUGUCUCUUUUAACAAAGAAAAGAAAGAAAUGCUGCCUGCAUCACUGACCCCUUUGUGUAAUCCUCUAAUGACUUGUACUACUACUACUUCAACAAGAACCAUGUCAGCAAUUCACUUUGAUCACAGACCCAUGAGGUAUGAUCAUGAUCAACGUUGGAUGUGGAUGAGAAGAAGGACCCUUUUUCCAUGGACUAGGAAUGUGGAUGUGAAAACUGCUAUUGUUUCAGUUUCAGUUUCAGCUUCAGCUUCCCCUCUUUCUACCAAUCAGAUGACUAUGGACUCAUCCCGCCUCAAUGUUUAUCAGGAGGUUGUCAAGUCUGCAAGGAAAAAAUUCACCCAUGAAAUCUCCUUUCAAUCUAAAGAUAAAGACAUCUCUCUCGCAAAGGCUUUGCUGUACAUUGCAGCUGAAGAUGAGGCAUUUAUUGCUUUCAAUAGAGAGAUGGAUGUUCGCUCCCUCCUAAAUGAAAGGAGAACUACUUCAGUCCCACUGGAUGAUCAAAAGUGGGAUUGUUUGGAGCAAAUGCCUUUGUCUGGAAAGAACAUAACUGAGUGGCUUGGUGAGCUGGACAGCAUAGCCAGAGAAGUUGAAGCUGAGCUUGUUUCAAGAGAUAUAGGCUGCCAUUUAUCUGAAGUUUUGGAUGCCGUAAAUGUAGUUCUUUUUGAUUUAAGAGGCUUCAAAAGGUCGCCUGUUGUUGUAGAUUCAAAGUAUUCAUAUUUACCCACUGUUCUCAGCACUGGAUGUGGCAGUGCAAUUUUGCUUAGCAUAAUUUACAUUGAAGUUUGUAGACGACUCAGUCUGACCAUUGUGGGAUCUCGAGUUGGGGAAGAUUUUUUAAUAUGGCCCCAAACAGAGAACCUAGAGGAGCUCUUCAAGGUGACUUCAGGGCAAAGUUUAUUUGCAAUUGUCAAUGGAAGGUGUGUGGAGGACCCUAGAUCAAAGGCAUCAGAUUUGACUAGCAAUUCACUUUCAGGGCUUGAGAUAGCUACAAAGCGAGACAUUAUUGGGAUUUCUCUGGCUAAUUUGAUUAGGCUUCACUGGAAACGUGCUUCAAGGUCAAGUCACGGGUUGAUGUUGACUUCUCCACUGAGGCAUGUUCAUGAUGCUGAUGAGAAACAUAAUAUGGUCCAUAAUUCGAAUGUUCCUUUGCUUCGGCCACGAGAUCUGAGGCUGGCGAUCAUGGCUUCAGAAAGACUGCUGAUUCUGCAGCCGCAUAAUUGGGCUUUGAGGAGGGACCAUGGCAUGAUGUUGUACUAUAAUAGGGAAUAUGGGAAGGCUGUGCAAGAGCUUAGCAUCUGCAUGGCCUUUGCUCCAGAAGAAGAGGCAGAAGUUCUGGAACCAUUUGUAGAGAAACUGCACUUGUUGCGGCUUGAAUCAUCCUGGAAGUCUAUGGGGCAUGCAAGUCACCUUACAGUUCCUUGACUUUACCUCUUUUUAUCUGUAAAUAGUUUUCCUCUCGCCCUCUCCAUGUAGACUUUGCUGUGAUAAUCACGAAGGGACACUCUCCAUCUCCAUGUAGACUUUGCUGUGAUAAUCAUAAAGGCACACACCCAUCUUAUGCGACUUA
Molecule: messenger RNA, 2589 nt
Organism: Ricinus communis (castor bean)
Lineage: Eukaryota; Viridiplantae; Streptophyta; Magnoliopsida; Malpighiales; Euphorbiaceae
Exons: 9
Coding region: 1053-2444 (463 amino acids)
Source: RefSeq, a predicted model, not a curated record